Messenger RNA from Hyla sarda, 1594 nucleotides. RefSeq names its product ranaspumin-like. NCBI's taxonomy places the organism in Eukaryota, Metazoa, Chordata, Amphibia, Anura, Hylidae. Bases 260 to 1558 code for a protein of 432 amino acids. The transcript is spliced from 15 exons. The record is from RefSeq and is a predicted model, not a curated record.
GGCUGCACUGAAGAUCAAGGCUGGAUUGUGUACUUGAGCUCUGAGCAUGAUCUAGAGCUGACAGAUUCCCUUGAAUUCUUGUUUGCUGUGACUAGAGUGGUGUUUCUAUAUGAGGGUAGAACACAGAGUGAUAAAGAAGUGUGAGGGAUUAUGGACCUUCCAUAAAGAAGGGUCAACAACCUCAUGUUGAUUAAAUGGUGAAAAAUGCCCCAUUGUUCUGAUCGGCACAGUAGCGUGCAGUUUGUAUUGUGUACUCAGAAUGAAAAAAAUAGUUCAAGACGCCCCAGGGCUGGGUGUAAGAGAAAAAGAAGAUUCUCCAAGUGUUUCAUCUCCUUGGAAUAUCUGUAUGAUCAAUGCCCUGAAGGACUCACAAGAACUUCUUUUACAACUUGCAACAUUAAUGUGCACCUAUGAAAAAGGAAUGGAAAAACUGAAUUCUAAUAAUUGGGAAAGUUUUUAUCAGACAUUCAAAGAGAUUUUGGAACAUCUUGUUUGUGAAUUUCCUCCUAUCGUGGAAGAUACUACAAGCACUACUUCAAAUGUUACCUUAGAACUUCUUAAGACCUUAAGACCUGUCUUGGACAAGUCUGGACUCUCUGAAUUAGCAUUUGCUACAUUAUGUAAAGUGACAGAAAAAUUCCUUGAACCCACUUGUUUGCCUCUGCUCCUAGGGGGGGAUGUUCCAUUGCUUCUCAUUGACUUGGCAACACAGGCAUGCCCGGGAAUAAACAAAAAAGUGGCGUAUGACGAUCUCCUAAGUAUUGUGAAAAGGACUUCUUGUUUACUCACAGAUGCGCCAUUGGACCUUGAUGAGCUGGUAAAGGAUAUAAGUCAGAAGAAUGACGUUGGAGACUUGAUCUUCAGUGGGAGUGCCGAACCAAUCGGUGACCUAAUAGUAAACGUGUUGUGCGUUGCUGCGAAGAUUUUACUUCCAGACUUAUCACCUGUCACUUGUGAGCAUCUAUGUACAUGGUCACAAUGGUUUGAUGUGAAUUAUCCCAAAUAUGAGCCAAAUGGAGGAGAUGAUGAGACCUAUGAGAACAUUGAGAACGCUGGAUAUAAAGUGUGUGAGAAGGAGUCAUGGAAGACAGAGGACACUUCCUGCAGAGCACAGAAAUACCCUGAUAUACACCUAGACCAGCUGGGACAGAUUGUGACCUGUGAUGUCUCCACUGGGCUCACCUGUAAAAACCAAGAUCAGACAGGGUUCAUGCAUGUGUGUCUCAACUAUGAGAUCAGUUUUUACUGCUGUAGUCCUGAUUGCAUUUCUACAACCUCUCAGACUACUACCUCACCAACCACCACCAUCACUGAGACUACAUUACCAACCACCACCAUCACUGAGACUACAUCACCAACCACCACCAUCACUGAGACUACAUCACCAACCACCACCAUCACUGAGAAUACAUCACCAACCACCACCAUCAUUGAGACUACAUCACCAAGCACCACCAUCAUUGAGACUACAUCACCAAGCACCACCAUUACUGAGACUACAUCACCAACAACCACCAUCAUUGAGACAAAGAGAAUACAAAAAAGAAAAAAAUGGUAACAAUUACGUUCUGUUUAUUCUGUGGGUCAAAAUGAU